UAUGUGAAGUUGUAAACACUGUCACUGUCAGUGUGUACGUGUGUGUGACUUUCUGGCGCUUCCUACAGUUACUACAUGGUGCAUUAAUGGCUAUACAGGUCGGUGUGAGGCCCAGCCAGAGCCACACACUCUCCUGACUACCAGGAGUGCAGCAAUGGCCAUCCAUUGCCCUCUGCCCUGCCCUGCCCUGCCAUGGUGAGUCCUUCCCCUGCACCAGCAACACACGCCAGGCCAUACUGUGGCUAGCUUUGUGCAACCCACCAGGCUUCCACCACCUGCCAGCGCCACUAGUGCUGGUGGCAGCCGUCCGUCCCUCGAGCCCUGCACCAGGCCAGACCAGAGCCCAGGCUACUGCUGCCCUGCCUGGCACCGACCACUCCAGCUGGAUUCCCUGAAGGUUUGUGCAGGAGAAGGUGUGGCGUGAGUCACCGGGAGCAGUGCUGCAGCAGAGACUGUGAGGCUGGCCAGCAGCAGCAUGAGCAGCAAGAAGCCGCAGUCUGUCUCAGGUGUUGGGAGGUGCAGGCAUGGGGGGGGGGAAUCACCAAGAGCCAGGCAGCUCCUGCCACAAAGGAGAGGCCAGGUUAAAGUGUCAGCUGUGUGAUAAAACCUCUGAAUCUAAAAGUAAGGUGAGGCUCCAUGCCCAGAAACACAGUGGUGUUAAGGACUUAGAGCAUGGGAAGUGUGGCAGGAAAUUUGCCUUAAAAAAUCAUCUCACCAGACACAUAAAGGCACACACUGGAGUGAGUAAUUAUGAGUGUGAGGAGUGUGGAAAGAAAUUUACCAGAAAGAGUAACCUUGACACACACACCAUGACACACAAUGGUGUCAGGAACUAUGAAUGUGUAGAGUGUGGCAUGAAAUUUACCUUAAAGAGUAAUCUCACCAGACACAUCAAGGCACACAGUGGAGUCAAGAAGUAUAAGUGUGAGGAAUGUGGAAAGAAAUUUACCACACAGGGUAACCUCACCACACACACCCUGACACACAGUGGUGCAAAAAGGAGUGUCAGGCAUCACAAGUGUGAAGAGUGUGGUAUGAAAUUUACCGUAAAGAGUAAUCUCACUAGACACAUCAAGGCACACAGUGGAGUCAAGAAUCAUAAGUGUGGGGAGUGUGGCAAGAAAUUUUCCACACGUGGUAACCUCACCACACACAUUGUGACACACACUGGUGUCAGGAACUAUGAGUGUGAAGAGUGUGGCAUGAAAUUUACCAUAAAGAGUAAUCUCACCAGACACAUCAAGGCACACAGUGGAGUCAAGAAGUAUGAGUGUGAGGAGUGUGGCAAGAAAUUUGCCACAAAGAGUAACCUCACCACACACACCCUGACACACAAUGAUAUUAGGAAGUAUAAGUGUAAGGAGUGUGGCAAGAAGUAUACCAGAAAGUCUUACCUCACCAAACACUACUAUGAGACACACAUUUUGUGAAGAGUGUGGCAUGAAAUUGAGUGACUACUGACUACAAAGAAUAACCUCAGCAGACUCACCAAGACACCAAUGGUACAUCACAGUGUCAGGAAUUGAGUGUGAGAAAUAUGGGGAAAUAUUUACCAUUGGUGCUCUCAACAGACAUGCCUUCAGACACACAGGCUUGUUCAAGUGUUCAAGUGUGGCAAGUGUUUCAAGACAUAGCCAGAGUUUGCUGGCCACAUGACCAUCCACUUUUGAGGUGAAUACCCUUGCCUGUCAUGGUGGUGGUGGUUUUAGCAGUAGUAGUAGUAGUAGUAGUAGUAGUAGUAGUAGUAGUAGUAGUGGAAGUAGUAGUAGAAGAAGUAGUGGCCCCAGCGCUUGUUUAGUUGACACAACACUGCAAAAAAAAUAUGUCAUGAUGAACCUUUGUGUAUAGGUAUUAAUAUGCUAGGGUUGCCAUAUAUCAGGAUUUCUCAACCCUUCCAGCUUUGUGGACAACUUACAUCCACUUAUCUAUUCAGGGGACCUCUUGGUACUGGAUUAGAGAGGAUAUAGUCAUUUUACACUUGUAUGCAGCUAGCUCAGGUUUAGCUCAGCACACUGUUUGUUUGGCAGUACUUUUUGUUUUGGUGUGGAUGGUCUAAUAACAUAUUUUUUGUCCAUUUUCCUAAGAGACAGGUGUAAACAUCAAUAUGGAAAAAAAAGAAAAUCCUUAAAGGUGAAGGCUUACUACAUAUGUGUUGCCCAGUUUCAGCAUUGUAGUGUGGUCAAAUAAAAACAAGCAAACAAAUAAGUUAAACCAUAUCAUGGGAAAAAUUACAAUCCAUAAGGACAGCCAGUCACGCUAGGUGUUAGUGUUAGUCAGCAGCAGUUGGCGGCAGAAUACAUUCACUAUACAGUUCCCAGGCUGAGCUCUGGCGUGAGUGCUAUACUGUGCAGCUAUUGUAUCAUGUUAUGCCACCCCAAAGCAAUGUUGCAAACAAAUAUAACUUUCUCACUUUUUAAGCAUUUAGUCAUAUAAACAUUAUAAUACACUAUACAAAUAAUCACAACAUUCUGAGAUACAACUAACCAGGGAAAAAAUAAAAA
Portunus trituberculatus (swimming crab) is the source of this 2501-nucleotide messenger RNA. Its product is annotated as zinc finger protein 98-like. NCBI's taxonomy places the organism in Eukaryota, Metazoa, Arthropoda, Malacostraca, Decapoda, Portunidae. Gene Ontology annotation, molecular function: DNA-binding transcription factor activity; RNA polymerase II cis-regulatory region sequence-specific DNA binding. Bases 525 to 1430 code for a protein of 301 amino acids. Gene Ontology annotation, biological process: regulation of transcription by RNA polymerase II. The transcript has 3 exons. The record is from RefSeq and is a predicted model, not a curated record.